AUGGGGGUAUUGAUCAGCAACCAGGAGGACUACCAGCUGGUCCGGAAGCUGGGCAGGGGGAAGUACAGCGAGGUGUUCGAGGCCAUCAACAUCACCAACAACGAGAAGGUGGUGGUGAAGAUCUUGAAGGGCCCAGAGGCCCGAUCGGCAGACCUGAUCAAUACCCCCAUCGACCCCAACAGCCCUAAUUUUUACCCGCACGAUCCUUCUGAAAACGAACAUAAAGUCACAGUUUUGGUCAUCCUGCGGCCUGAGAACUCGUCCUUAAACGUUCUGCUUGUGUUCUGCUUUCUUUCCUCUUUGGGGAUGAAUCAGCCGGUCAAGAAGAAGAAGAUCAAACGAGAGAUCAAGAUCCUGGAAAACCUCCGAGGGGGGACCAACAUCAUCCGGCUGGUGGACACAGUCAAAGACCCGGUGUCCAGAACUCCGGCGCUCGUCUUUGAAUGCAUCAAUAACACAGACUUUAAGGAGUUGUACCAGAAGUUGACCGACUACGACAUCCGUUUCUACAUGUACGAACUACUGAAG
This is a messenger RNA of Menidia menidia (Atlantic silverside), 528 nucleotides long. NCBI's taxonomy places the organism in Eukaryota, Metazoa, Chordata, Actinopteri, Atheriniformes, Atherinopsidae. The record is from the annotation of a GenBank genome assembly.